CCAACAGUCGCGCGCCUAGCGUCCACGCAACCACGCGGCUAGCGCUCGCGCAGCGUGAAAACAUACAGUUAAUAGUGCGUGCUAGUGACCUGUGUUGACGAUACAGUGCAUACCGGCAUAACGGCAUAACUCUUUUUAUUCAUAGUGCUAAGUGUAUAAUGCGGCUGUCGCGAUGAGGGUGUGCGCACGCGCAGUGGCGCUGUGGUGCGCGGUUGUGCUCGCCGCGCGCGUCGCCGGUUAUACCGUCGACUGCAACCACGAGUAUACUGACUGCGAUACUGAACUCAGUAAACUGACAGGCGAAGAAGAGGAUUUAUUUUCGUCAAAAGCAUCAGCAACACAAUCAACAGAUGGUACUACUUCAACUACCACUACCAGCACUACAAGUUUACCAACUCGAUCUACCCCAAAGAUAGAAGAAACAACAGAAAACAAAACAGAAGAAAUAACCACCACAGAAGUUGCAGAAGAAACAUCAGUUAAACCUAAGCCUAGAUUAUUAAAUUUAAAUGUAGACGAGUUGCAAACAUUUGCGAAUGCUUUACAUAAUCAGAGCAACCAGAAUGACCCUAAAAAGGUUCUGCCCGACCUCAGUGAUGUUACAUUAGAUGGAGAUGAAGAUGAAGAACCAAAAAUGCACACAGAAGCAAAACAUAAACAGAUAUCUGAUAAGUUUUACUCAAAUCUGCAAGCGCCUUUUCAUCCUCUGCUAGGAGUAGAUAGAGCGUCUGGAGAAGUAGAAGUGUGUAAAGAGAAUGAAGUCACUUACAAGAUCGGCGAACGAAUCGACCGAGGCUGCGAAGAGACGUGCGAAUGUUCGCCUGGUGGUACCUUCGAAUGUUCGCCACGUUGCAAGCAUCCCUACAUCCGACGUGGCAGAAGACUGAACGACCCUCUUUGCUUCGAGUCUCCAGUUGACGAGUGCUGUUCCAUUAUAGCAUGCGCCACUGGCAACGGUGACAUGAAACCUACGAAGCUGGAAGUGUGUCGAUACGGGAACGACACAUACCCAGUGGGCGCACAGUGGCACAUUGGCUGCGAACAGACUUGUACUUGUGAGAAGAACUCUAUUGUGACUUGUAAGCCUCGAUGUGAGCGUCAUCCACCGUCGGAUAAAUGUAUCAACGUGCAGGAUCCAAAUGACGCGUGCUGCGAGGUUCAAGUCUGCGAUGUCUCACAGGACGUGCACGAGGAGCCAGAAAACGUCACCAGUUCUAGCACAUCUACUACUGAGACCACGAGAUCGUUCGAAGAUUAUCAAGAGGAGCAGUUCAAAACCACAAUGAGGCCGCUCGUGUUACCUGAACCAAUCGGGUCAGUGAAGGUGCUACAAAACAACACAGUGCAAGUGAAUCUGAUACACAUGAACAACACCGAAGAUCCUAUACACUUACUACUAAGCAACGAUAAUGGGAAAUCUUUUAAAGAUGUAGAACUGACCUACUCUAACUUAAUACUGAACUUGGAAGGUGGGAAGGAUUAUAUUCUGAAGACCAAAGAAACAGGAACGAAGUUCAAUUUUACGAUAACAGCAUCUGAUACCGGAGCUAAUGAAGUUCCAGACGAGGAUAUAGCCAAUUCAACCAAAGUUGGGUGCUAUCAAGAUGGAGUCUUUUACGCUGUUGGUGAGGAGUUCCAUAUCGGCUGCACAGAGCUCUGUGAAUGCACUGGUCCUGACACUCACGAGUGUGUCGCCCUGGUGUGCCCUUCACAUGUGGGUUUGGAGCUGGUGUCUAAGGGCUGUGUGAGAUGGGCGCCCAGCCCUCCAGCUCAGCCGCCCAACUGCUGCCCGCGGUCUGCCAGGUGUCUUAGCGAUGGCACUUGCCAUUAUAAUGGAGUACCGAUACCAAACUGGAGUGAAGUGCCAAUCUCUCUGACUGGCUGUGAACAACGAUGUUUCUGCGAGAAUGGCGACUUAGAGUGCCAGGAGACUUGCUCACCUUUGCCCCCUGUCCCUCCUCAGUCCCUUAGAUGCCCUCCCCUACAUAGACCAGCCCCUGUCAAUAUAUCCGACGAUGACUGUUGUAAGCAGUGGGGAUGUCUGCCGAAUGCUGCCAGUUCGAAUGCGACAAAUUUUCCUAAAUACAGAAUGCAGACUAUAGAUGACAUGCCCUUUAAAUACGUGACACCAAUCGCACCACUAUUACCGACAGUAUCUACAUCUGUUCUGCCCACUCCACCAAUCACGACUGACCCCACAGAAUUCUAUCGCCAUCUUAGCCCAAUCAAAACAUUCCCAAAAUUUUUAAAACCACCUGCACCUAUGUUUAACGACAUUUCCAAGUACUCUAUAGAAGCACCACGAAAAUCAUCGCAUGGUGAUAAUAUUACUGUGUUCACUUUAGAAGACGUUGAAUCACCUUUCAAAAUUAUUCAUCCAGAUCCAUCGCUAACUAGCAACAACAAUCACUGGAUUCCCAAUGAUCAGGCCUUAACGCCUAACCAAAUGUUGCUGGAACCUAUUAAAGUACCUUUGAAUCUUGCACAAACGAUACAGCCUUCAAAACAGAAUUACAAUAACUUCGUUUUAUCAGAUCAUAAAAUGCAUGAUCAUAUCCAAAAUUCUAAAAUUCACCCAGUAGAUGAAACUAAAUACGAGCCCUUUAGAAAAGUGCCUAUUUCUAAAGUUGAUCGUUUUAAUUAUUUUUUACCGAGUUAUGAUAAGAAACCUUCAAUGGCUCCAUAUAAAACAGUUGAGCCUAAAACUACCACUGCUCCAUUUUAUCCAACGAAAACCUUUUUUGAACCAAUUCAAAAUCAAACCACUGAUGGCGAGCCUUCAAAAGAAUUUCCCAAUUUGAGUUCCCAUUCAAGUAAUGCACGAGACCACCCUUAUCAUAGUUCCCGUGGUAAGCAUGUGACGAUACUUAGGACUAAAGACUUGAAGACAAGACCUAGUGAAAAUAAUUUGUGGAGUCAAGACACAAAGACGCACGUUUUGACAAAAGCUCCAAAUCCUUACGAGACUGUUCUGUUGCGACCGGUGCCUAACGUUAGAACUGAAGUAACGUCGAAUUACAAUCACAAUGCGAAGAUUCCUCGGAUCGCUGAGAAAACAUACUCGGCAUUAGACUUAGAACAUCUCCUGAGUCAGAUGGAAGUGGAAUCCGAGGUGAAUAGGAAUCUUGGACGGUCGGCGGACAGAAAUCGCGACGGAACAGCGGCAGGUCAUCAAACUCCAGCUACAGAUACGCCAACACAUUCAACUCAUCCUCAACAACCCUCUUUCUUGCCUACCAUUCCUCCUGACCUGCAUUUCCCUCAAGAGGACAUUCCAGACUACGACCAGAACAAUAUCCAUCGACCGGUGAACUCUUUGCCUGGUCUGCCGCCAGGCUUGCACUUGCCAACGAACCACAUAGAUGAUAAUAAGAAGCUGUCAGUCAUUUCGCUGCAAGGUGACUCACCAACCAGUGUGAUGAUGCUGUUUGGACUUCCUCCAGUACUGGUGGGCUUGCGAGGAAGUGUGGACUUGCGAUACACUGAUAAAGCGGAUGAAGAUAUAACGAACUGGUAUUCACAAGUGUUCGCUCCUGCUGAUGAGGUGCUCACGACUCCUCGACUGGAGUUCAGGCUCACAGGGCUGAAGCCAUCCACUACGUACAAAGUACGAGGCAAGCUGUACUUGCACAACCUUCCUGUGGAACCUGAGAGCGAGAUCUAUACUGUGAGGACCUUGGACUUGCCCACGGUGGCUCCAGCCGAAGAGAAGCGCAGAGAGAUCGACAGUCGACUAACUGUAGUGGACGUGAACGAUACAGUGGCACACGUCAGUUGGAGGCACUUCGCUGAAGAAGAACUGCAGUUCAUCGACGGCAUACAAGUCAGAUACCGACCGGUAGGAACGCCCAUCUACAGCAUGACAGAACUGCUCCACCACAGUCGAUCAGCUGCGGAACUGCACGAUCUGCGCCCUGGAAGUCGAUACGAAGCCUCUUUGGUACUCAUCCCUCCUCCGAGGGCCACUACAGAGCUUCAUGACCCUGGAGUUGUUGAGUUCACGACAUCGCCUUAUGUUGAUCCUUACAACUGGACAGUGACCAUAGAAGCGCGCGCAGUGGGUUCAGAAGCAGCCGAGCUGACGUGGCGAGGAGUGCCGUCUCCCGCCGAGCGGUGGGUGCGGGUGUACCGCGCGGCCCACGCGUGCGGCCAGCCCGCCACUCGUAGAGAGCAUGACGCCUUCCGACUGGCCGCCAGGGACUUGCCUCCAGCUGUGACCCUCACGGGACUGGAGCCUGAUACUAGGUAA
This is a messenger RNA of Ostrinia nubilalis (European corn borer), 4249 nucleotides long. RefSeq names its product putative epidermal cell surface receptor (gene sas). Gene Ontology annotation, cellular component: extracellular matrix. NCBI's taxonomy places the organism in Eukaryota, Metazoa, Arthropoda, Insecta, Lepidoptera, Crambidae. Gene Ontology annotation, biological process: signal transduction; cell adhesion. Bases 173 to 4249 code for a protein of 1358 amino acids. Gene Ontology annotation, molecular function: heparin binding; integrin binding. The transcript is spliced from 15 exons. The record is from RefSeq and is a predicted model, not a curated record.